ACACGAAGAUCUAUAACGAUUUAUCUGUUGUGCGUUAUCGGGGAGUUCCCUCGCGCUCGUUUAAAAGCUGUAGUGUAAGACGAGCCAGCAUCAUUCGCUUUCCGGCGUCCCGUGUCGUGUGCAGUACAGUCCUCCUCCACAUUCUGCCUUCAACAUGUGGACCCUCGUGCUGCCGCUGGCGCUACUCUGCGCAGCAGUGUACAGCCAGAACGCCGCCUCCGUGACCCUCAACUCCGACGGCUCCUCGCUCUACGCCACUAAGCUCGGUUUGGCCCACACCGACAAUAACGCACUCAGCGCCCUGUUAUCCAAAUCCUCAACGGGAGCCAUCAGCAAAGGACUCGCUUUAGAUAAUGUGAAUGGCCACGGGCUGUCAGUGUCGCAGACGAACAUUCCUGGCUUCGGCAGCCAGCUGACCGGCGCGGGGAAGCUGAACCUGCUCCACAACCAGAACCACAACCUCAAUGCCAACGCCUUCAUCACCAAGAACAUGCCCAGCAUCCCGCAAGUGCCCAACUUUAAUACAGUUGGAGGCAAUCUGGACUACAUGUUCAAGGACCGUGUGGGCGCGACUCUGGGCGCUGCGAGGACCCCAUUCCUGGACCGCACUGAUUACUCGGCCAUGGGCAAGCUGAACCUGUUCCACUCCCCCUCCUCCUCCGUGGACCUCAACGCUGGCUUCUCCAAGUCCGUUUCCCCCCACAUCAACACCAACUGGCAACCAUCAGGAGGAUUGACUUUCACCAAAUUCUGGGGAUAAACAACUGCAGUACUUAAUUUGAUUGUAAAUAGUGUCUAUGUUUAUUUAGUUGUAAGAUUAGAUUUAAAUGAUGGUGAUUUGAAAAAAAAAAUCAUUAUGAGAAAAGUUUUUUUGGAAGCAUAAUUCUAAAAAAAACCCGAAACUGACUGAUAGCACACAAGAAUAACUAUAACUUGGAUCACGAACGAUAUUAUGAAAUAUUGUUUGUGAUUAAGUAGUCAUUAUAAUUUAACUUAAUUAUUUAAAAAAGAUAUACCAUAAUAAAUUAAUUAACUAUAUUA
Molecule: messenger RNA, 1041 nt
Organism: Chilo suppressalis (striped riceborer)
Lineage: Eukaryota; Metazoa; Arthropoda; Insecta; Lepidoptera; Crambidae
Source: the annotation of a GenBank genome assembly